Messenger RNA from Leptidea sinapis, 677 nucleotides. RefSeq names its product N-alpha-acetyltransferase 20 (gene Naa20A). The coding region runs from base 137 to 661 and encodes 174 amino acids. The record is from RefSeq and is a predicted model, not a curated record. The transcript has 5 exons. Gene Ontology annotation, molecular function: protein-N-terminal amino-acid acetyltransferase activity. Gene Ontology annotation, cellular component: NatB complex. Lineage: Eukaryota; Metazoa; Arthropoda; Insecta; Lepidoptera; Pieridae. Gene Ontology annotation, biological process: N-terminal peptidyl-methionine acetylation.
CUUGGUGUAAAGUGUAAACGAGGGGAAGGGGCAACUGGUUACAUUUGAAUGUAGUGUUUAAAAAUUAAAUUCUCUUUGACAACAACAAAUUGUAUUUUCAAGAGUUUUUUGGUUAGCAAAAAAUAUUUGUUAUAAAAUGACAACUAUUCGCCCAUUUACUUGUGAAGAUAUGUUAAAAUUUAACAAUGUAAAUUUGGAUCCAUUAACUGAAACUUAUGGAUUAUCUUUCUACACGCAGUAUUUAGCACAUUGGCCUGAAUAUUUUCAAGUAGCUGAAUCCCCUAGUGGAGAAAUAAUGGGAUACAUAAUGGGAAAAGCAGAAGGUCAUGGUGAAAACUGGCAUGGUCAUGUUACUGCAUUAACCGUUAGCCCUUACUACAGAAGAUUGGGGAUUGCUGCUACUUUGAUGAAAUUACUUGAAGAUGAAUCAGAAAAGAAGAAUGCAUAUUUUGUGGACCUCUUUGUUAGAGUGAGCAAUAAGGUGGCAAUCGACAUGUACAAGAACCUUGGAUACAUAGUUUACCGUACUGUUUUAGAAUAUUACUCUGGAGAGCAACGGGAUGAAAAUGCCUAUGAUAUGAGAAAAGCCUGUUCAAGAGAUGUUGAAAAAAAAUCAGUGAUUCCUGUUACACAUCCUGUCCGCCCUGAAGAUGUGGAUUAAAAAGAUCUAAAAAAUA